Messenger RNA from Podospora pseudocomata, 3552 nucleotides. RefSeq lists its product as uncharacterized. NCBI's taxonomy places the organism in Eukaryota, Fungi, Ascomycota, Sordariomycetes, Sordariales, Podosporaceae. The transcript has 3 exons. The coding region runs from base 829 to 3552 and encodes 907 amino acids. The record is from RefSeq and is a predicted model, not a curated record. Gene Ontology annotation, molecular function: polygalacturonase activity.
GUGUGUGCAUGUGUGGAUGUGUGUGAGAAGACGGUGGUGGGGGCGGCACUGAAUGGCUGGGAAGAGCCGCCCGGGAAUGGUGGGGUUACAAAGCCAGUGGAGUUCUACUUUAAGGUAUCCCCAGAGACCCCACACUGGGUUUUGAAACGCUGCCACAACCGGCGGUCGUUUUGCAGACAGCAAGAGAUGGUGAGGCCAUCAAGAAAUAGACAGGGCACCACCAGUCAAUUUCUCUCGGUCGAAUUCUACAUACACCACUAGUUUUCCAUCACCGCCUCAAAGUAAUAUCUCGCAGUUUCUCUCCUCUCCAAGUGUCCAGUGGCCAAUUGUUUCUCACGGCCCAAACGCUUCGGUUCUUGAUAUGUGGAUGCACUCCACAAGAUAAGAUCGAGCCACCAUCUCUGCCAAGACCCACCUCGGCGAUCUUCCACCAGUCCCUGUGAAGCCGCCCCCUGUGUGCGCCACAACACUCGACACGGAGACAUCAUUCCAUUCCAGAGCACCGCAGCACCCGCAGAGAUCGACGGUUGCAUGAAGAACCCCCCUUGAAUAUCAACCUUGUAUCCUGCCCAACCUUCCACCUGGUCGUGUCGUCUGAUGCCUUGUUCUCCUGUCGCCAGACCCAAGAGCUUGCCUGCUGUCUGCUGUGCCGAGCUAUGGAGCUACUGCUACGGUAGCAUGUUUGGACCAUCUGGUGCUCCCAGCCAAUUGCGAGCCCGGCGAACCCCGUGUUUCUUUUCUUCAAGAUCAGUCCCCACCGAGUGAGGCCCGAUUUCUCGAGCUGUCAACCAUGCAAGAUCUUAAGGUCCAGGGGAUGAUGAUUCGCCUAUGAGCUGUCCAAGAGUCAUCGCCUCCACCACCCCAGGUUGGUACUGCUGUCACGGCGGACCUUGUCGUGCUUGUACCUGCGUGGUGCAAGACAGCAGUGAUCAUGGGGCGGCUAUUCACUUGCCACCAGCUAUGAAUGCCGUCAGUUACGUCCAGGAAACCCUGUCUGAUGAAACAUGGGACACAUGGACCGACACAUGCAGUAUAAGACUGGAUGCCGCCGGACACCAAUGCAGCUCCCGGACCUUUUUCUCACCCUCACUCAGCGUAAACAACAGGCUUGGGCUGUUUAACUACCACUUCUUCCAAUAUCCCAAUCUGACGCACCACCAUUACGAGAUAGCUGGCACUACCACGAUGGGUCUCUCAAAACUCUCCACGUUACUAUUACUGGCGAUAGGGGUCGUCUCACCUUCCGUUGCGGCCCCAGCCCCUCGCCAGGAAUCUGUCUGGUGGCUCAGUACCAUCAAGCGGCAAGGUAACGCUGCCUUCAACGCCGACCCUGCCAACUACAAGGUCUUCCGCAAUGUUCAAGACUACGGUGCCAAGGGCGAUGGCGCCACCGAUGAUACCGAGGCCAUCAACAGGGCCAUCAGCGACCAGAACCGCUGUGGUCUCGGCUGCACCUCUCAAACCACGACUCCCGGUCUUGUGUACUUCCCUCCCGGCACCUACCGCGUCAGCAAGCCGAUCAUUCCCUACUACUACACCCAGAUGGUCGGUGAUGCCAUCAACCCUCCGACUCUCAAGGCCACCGCCGACUUUGAAGGCAUGGCCGUGAUUGACGCUGAUCCCUACGAGAAUGACGGCCGCAACUGGUGGACCAACCAAAACAACUUCUUCCGCCAGGUUCGCAACUUUGUCAUCGACAUCAAGGACAUGCCUUUCGACAAGGGUGCCGGCAUCCACUGGCAGGUCGCCCAGGCCACCAGUCUGCACAAUAUUGUCUUCAACAUGCGUGAGGACGGUGGUUCCGCGAACAAGCAGCUGGGUAUCUUCAUGGACAACGGCUCCGGCGGUUUCAUGGUUGAUCUUACCUUCAAUGGUGGCCAGUAUGGUGCCUUCUUUGGCAAUCAGCAGUUCACUACCCGCAACCUCACCUUCAACCGCUGCCAGACUGCCAUCUACAUGAACUGGAACUGGGCUUGGACUUUCCAGGACGUUCACAUCAACGACUGCCAAGUCGGUAUUGACAUGUCCAACGGUGGGCCUGAGGGUCAGACUGUCGGGUCUGUCUUGAUGGUUGACAGCGUUUUUACCAACACCCCCACCGGUAUCAAGACUGCGUACAACUCCGAUUCUCCCCAGACCAAUGGCACCCUCAUUCUGGACAACGUUGACUUCUCGGGUUCUCAGCAAGCUGUUCUGAACAAUGCCACCCAGUCUGUGAUUCUCGAGGGCAACCAAAAGGUGGACUUUUUCGUCCAAGGCAAGACCUACGGCGGAGCUGUCAGCGGAGCUGCUGCCGGCCGUGCUGUACAAAGCGCCCAGCAGAACGUCCGGAAGCCUGCCUCUCUGCUCGACCAGGCCACUGGCAAGGUCUUCACCCGCACCAAGCCUCAAUACGAGGACGUCCCGGUUGGCAACUUUGUUAGCGUCAAGUCCCAAGGUGCCAAGGGCGAUGGCAAGACGGACGACACCGACGCCAUCCAGAAGAUCUUUGACAGCGUUACUCCUGAUCAAGUUGUCUACUUUGACCAUGGUGCCUACAUCAUCACCAAGACUGUCAAGGUCCCCAAGGACAUCAAAAUCACUGGCGAGAUUUGGCCUCUAAUCCUUGCUGGAGGUGACCAGUUCUUCAAGGACCAGGCCAACCCCAAGCCCGUCUUCCAGGUUGGCCAGCCCGGUGAUGUUGGCAACGUUGAGAUGUCUGAUCUCAUCUUCGGCACUGCUGGUCCCCAGCCCGGCGCCAUCAUCAUGGAGUGGAACGUCAAGGGUACUACGCCUGGCGCUGCCGGCCUCUGGGAUGUCCACACCCGCAUCGGUGGGUACCGCGGCACCGAGCUUGAACUGGAGCAGUGUGCAAAGAACCCCAACGUCACCAACACCAUUCCCGAGCAGUGCUUUGGUUCUUUCAUGAUGCUCCACAUCCCGGCCGGUGGCAGCGCCUACCUCGAGAACACGUGGUAUUGGGUUGCCGACCACUCUCUCGAGCCCGAGGCCAAGGACGGUCAGAUUGACGUCUUCAACGGCCGCGGUGUCCUCAUCGAGGGAGAAGGACCCGUCUGGGGCUGGGCCACCGCCUCUGAGCACUCGGUCCUCCAAAACUACCAGUUCAACAACGCCUCCAACAUCUGGCUCGCCCUCAUCCAGACCGAGACCCCGUACUUCCAAGGCAACCCCGACGCGACCAAGCCCUUCACCGUCAACCCCACCUAUGCCGACCCUGACUUUGAGAAGUCGUGCGCCAACUCGAGCGACCCGACCUGCAAGAGAGCGUGGGGUGUCCGGGCUAUUAACUCCAAGGACAUCUUCAUCUACGGCGCGGGUCUCUACUCCUUCUUUGACAACUACGGCCAGGACUGCGUCAAGAGCCAGGACUGCCAGGUCAACAUGGUGUCUCUCGAGGACUCUGCGGUGCACUUUUACGGCCUUAGCACCAAGGCCAGCGUCAACAUGUUGACUGUCAACGGCGAGGGCGUUGCUCUCGACAAGGACAACAGGAACAACUUUUGCGCCACCCUUGCGCUGUUCACGUCGGAGCCUCAGGCCCAGGCUGCCUAG